This is a messenger RNA of Prorocentrum cordatum, 1488 nucleotides long. The record is from the annotation of a GenBank genome assembly. Lineage: Eukaryota; Dinophyceae; Prorocentrales; Prorocentraceae.
AUGGCGGCGGCAAGAGCCGCUGCCGCUGUGCUGGACCGAGGACUUGCGGCCUGGGUCCACUACGGCGCUGCCGAGCAUCACGCUAGGCUGGUGAGCGCACACAUUGAGAAUGAGGAGUCUGCGUUCGUGCCCGCCGAUUACGAUGAAUUCGCGGAGCAGCUGAGUCUCAACAGCGCGGACCUCGAGGGGGUCCGCUUCUCAGCCGCAAUCGACGUGCGGCCGCGGGGUGUUCCCAGCCCUGACAGAGCGCUCUACACCCUCGCCCCGCUGACGGCCGCCGAGAUCAGUGAGGUGCUCGCCGAGGCGGACCAGGUCUGCAACCUCGAGCGUGCCCAUCGUGGGCUCCCGAGGCUGGGCGAGGCCGCUCGAGCGCCUGGCGGCGCCGCGGCUGCGGCGACGCCCGUGCCCGCUGCGGCCCCCGCGCCUGGAGGAGCCCGCCUGGCCCCCGCGGGCGGCGCCUGGGUCCUUUCCGAGCCCCUCAUCGGCCGCGACGUCGGGGCCGAGUUCGCGCCGCCCGCGGGGGCCGCGGCACUGGGGUCCUGGGCGCUGGUGGUCUUUGAUGGGGCCGUCGCCAGUCUCGAGAUGCUCUCCGAAGGGGCCGAGUGGAUCGACUUGGCGACCAGGAAUGGCAUCGCCAGCCCGGUUCCACGAGCUGACAAGCAGCGCAGCGACAGCGGCGCGAGGCCACGCAGCUCGGCGGCCCACGAAAAUUCAAUCCCCCAUUGCGCAGUCCACCUGCUGGCGACGCUCGAUGGGCUCAACGUCGAGAACUGUGCGGGGGUCGAGCUCCUCUUGCGGCGGAUCACGAUGCACGAAGAGGCGGCGGCCGGGAACCCCGACGCCCCGAGCUGCGAGGGCGGCGACCGCUAUCUCGGCAUCAGUGAUCGGGCAGGGCUAUCUACCGGCGUCGCGACCGCGAAGGCCGAGGCAGACCCCGCGGCCUCCGCCAGGCCUGGCCUCGUCGACGGCGAGAGGCAGCAGGAGAUCGGUGCAGUCGCGGCGGUCGGCGGCCUGGGCCAGCUCUUCAUGCGCGACCCGCGGGAGCUUUCAGCGCCGCCGCUGCGCGAGGGAGUUGAUGCCGAGGGCGGCCGCGGCUCCGCGCGCGGCGCGAUUCACCGGCAUUUGUUCUCCACUAUCGCCUGGGGACGUCCCGCCCAUGCACAAAGUGACCGCGCCUCUUUCUGUGAGUUGGCUGGCGCCAGCGUGGAUUGCGAGACGCUUGCGCGCGCGGUUGAGCCGUGCGACCCGACUGCGGUGUCGUUGCCCAAGGGGCAGGUCUCGCCCGUCGAUGUGACUGAUAUCUUUUCUCCCGAGCUCGGCCGCCGCCUCGAUCUCGAGCCAGGUUUGGCCGAUGCCGGCGUUGCCGAGCACCGCCCCCGUUGCGGGCCCGCGGGGGCCUACGCCGACGUCCGAACUCAGGAGGGCAAGGAUGUCGAAGUCGCGUUCCUCAGAUGCCUCUUCGAGUGUGGAAUCUUUGGGUUCAGUAAG